Molecule: messenger RNA, 2218 nt
Organism: Marmota flaviventris (yellow-bellied marmot)
Lineage: Eukaryota; Metazoa; Chordata; Mammalia; Rodentia; Sciuridae
Gene: Gpr137
Product: G protein-coupled receptor 137
Biological process (GO): positive regulation of TORC1 signaling; negative regulation of osteoclast differentiation; regulation of autophagy
Cellular component (GO): lysosomal membrane
Source: RefSeq, a predicted model, not a curated record
GCUGGAGCCCCGGGUCCCGGCGACCGGAGCCCGCUCCCCCAGCCGCGGCCUGAGGAUUGGGCAUCGGCCUUUCCUGCCCCCCGAGGCUGGAGGGUGGAGGCGGUGGGCGGGGGAGAACGGCUGCAUUCUCAAGGACAGAGAAAGAAGCCCCCAUACGGAUUAUUGGAGGACAGAGAGCCCCCAAGCUUGGGGAUGGGGAGAGCCGGGCGUUGGGCGCCCCCGCAGCGAUCGCUGCUCUAAGCUGACCGGUAUCGGCCGGCUCUCCCCCUCCUGCCAGGCCGACUUGAGCGACCAGAGCCAGGGACUCCUCUCCUUCAGCCUCUGUAUCCCCGCAUCCCCCUGGCUCUGAGGCCAGCCCAGGGAGAGACACCCCAACCCCCCACCUCCUUUGCCCAGGAGAGGACUGCCCUUCCACAUCCCAGAGCCAGGGGCCCAGGUUGCCUGUGUCUCCCAAGGCAAGGGUCUUUCUGUUGAGGAGGAAGGCCCUGGCCAGCCACAACUUCUAUCCUUUUGAGUUCCCAUCUCUGUCACUGCACCCUCCGUAUUUAUUUCCCUGCCCCCUUGCCAGUCCUCCAUCUCUUUCUCUGGGAUUCAGGCCUCCUUCCCUGACAUGGAGAGUAACCUGUCUGGCCUGGUACCUGCUGCCGGGCUGGUUCCUGCCCUGCCGCCUACUGUGACCCUGGGGCUGACCGCGGCCUACACUACCCUGUAUGCCCUGCUCUUCUUCUCUGUCUAUGCCCAGCUCUGGCUGGUGCUUCUGUAUGGGCACAAGCGUCUCAGCUAUCAGACGGUGUUCCUGGCACUCUGUCUUCUCUGGGCCGCCCUACGUACUACCCUCUUCUCCUUCUACUUCCGUGACACGCCCCGAGCCAAUCGCCUGGGGCCCUUGCCCUUUUGGCUUCUCUACUGCUGUCCUGUCUGCCUGCAGUUCUUCACACUGACGCUCAUGAACCUCUACUUUGCCCAGGUGGUGUUCAAGGCCAAGGCGAAGCGUCGGCCAGAGAUGAGCCGAGGCUUGCUGGCCGUCCGAGGGGCUUUCGUGGGGGCCUCGCUGCUCUUUCUGUUGGUGAACGUGCUGUGUGCAGUGCUGUCCCGCCGGCGACGGGCACAGCCCUGGGCCCUACUGCUGGUGCGCGUCCUGGUGAGCGACUCCCUCUUUGUCAUCUGCGCCCUCUCUCUUGCUGCCUGUCUCUGCCUGGUUGCCCGGCGGGCCCCUUCCACUAGCAUCUACCUGGAGGCCAAGGUAGGGCCACAAGUCCUGAUGCACAGGUAUCCUUGGGGAUCUUUGGGCAGUGGUCAUCAGGGUACAGAGGAAGUUGGGAGCCUCCUCUCCCUGAGGAUCCUCUGUUGUCGUCCGUGCCAGGGGACCAGUGUGUGCCAGGCGGCUGCAAUGGGUGGUGCCAUGGUCCUGCUGUAUGCCAGCCGGGCCUGCUACAACCUGGCAGCCCUGGCCUUGGCGCCCCGGAGCCGGCUGGAUGCCUUCGAUUACGACUGGUACAAUGUUUCUGAUCAGGCGGAUCUGGUAAAUGACCUGGGGAACAAGGGCUACCUGGUGUUUGGCCUCAUCCUCUUCGUGUGGGAGCUCCUGCCCACCACCCUGCUAGUGGGCUUCUUCCGUGUGCAUCGGCCCCCGCAGGACCUGAGCACCAGCCGCAUCCUCAAUGGGCAGGUCUUUGGCUCCCGUUCCUACUUCUUCGACCGAGCUGGGCACUGUGAGGACGAGGCCUGCUCCUGGGAGCAUAGCCGGGGGGAGAGCACCAGCAUGUCGGGCAGCCUAGGCUCUGGCAGCUGGUACGGCGCUAUCGGGCGUGAGCCAGGCUGGUGUGGGGGCAGCCAGACGAGGACCACUCCUCUGCUCUUCUCCCAGGUGCCAGGACCAGGUGGCCAUCACCACAGUCUCUACUCGACCCCACAGACGUGACCCCCCCUUGUGCUCCCCCCCAGAGCACUCAGACCCCAGUCCCCCUCACCUUAGGCCCCUGUGCCACGUUUAUCUGCCGCUUCUUGCCCAGGAUCCCGGGGGCCAUGACAGGCACCCCCUCUGGCCGGCUCCUUGCUGCUCCUGUCGUAGUGAGCUAGUGCCGUUGCCCCUAGGAUGGGAGGGCACGGCCCUAGCUGCCAGAUGCCUACAGCGCCCUGGCAUGACCUGCCACCUCCGCUUCCACAUUGGAGCCAGCUACCUCUCCUGUGCCUGCCACUCAAUAAAGUGUCUGUGCCC